AUGCAGUCAGUGGCUGAGCGUCCACUGAAAAUUCUAAAGAUGCUCCCACCCUUUGAACGGACACAGCGCUCUCCAUUCACCCCUAGUUCGGAGACAGUUUCUGGAACCAAAACUCUCAUUCCUUCUCCAAUGGGCGGAGCCAACGCUACCCUGCAGCAGCGCCGCCUGCCGAGGCCAACUGGUACCGCAGCAGCGCCGCCUGCCGAGGCCAACUGGUACCGCAGCAGCGCCACCUGCUGGCCGAGCCAGACCGGAAGCCGUUCCGGAGAUUUUACGACAACGUGCUGCCUGUUCGGAUUUACGGUACCUCUCGGCAUGGCUACCUCGGCUGCGGCCGCCUCGCCGUCACUGGCAUCUGGAGCUUCGCUUUCCUUCACCGAUGCCUGUUCCCUCAUCCAGAACCCACACUCCUGCUUGGUGUUGGAUACCUGCCGCCGACACCUCGCCCUCUGCCCGCUUUACAUGAACCGCAAGCGGAGCGGCAUCGAGCGCCAACUCAAAACCGAGCUGUUCCGUUUCGCAGAGAGAUCCCACCAGUGCUGUUCCUUUGUCCCAGAAGAUGUAUCUGAUGACCCAGCUAAAACUGGUGAAACUCAUACUGGUCUGCAGGGUGUCCCAGUUGCAUACAACAAGAUCAGAUUAAUUGGUGAGUUAGGUGACAUCUUUGAUGACCAAGGAUAUAUACAUAUCAACAUUGAAGCUGACUUUGUUAUCUUCAGGCCCAACAUUGGACAAAAGCUGGUGGGCGCGGUGAAUAAAGUUGCUCCAAGUCAUAUUGGUUGCCUGGUGCAUGGGUGUUUUAAUGCUUCCAUUCCCAAGCCACAUCAAGCAAAUGGAGUCUGGCCAGGCUUUGAAGUAACAGUAGGAGAUACUCUGGAGUUUGAAGUUGUACAGCUGGAUGCUGAUGCUGCUGGCGUACUGUGCAUUCGAGGGCAGUUGGAUAAAAGUGUGCAGGCACCAUAUGGUGCAGAUUUUGAAGAACUGCGGGAAGAGGGCUUUGUUGAGCAAGAUGGUGGUAAAGGUGGGAAGAAAAAGAAGAAAAAGAAAAAAUGGAAGGAUGAAGAAUGUGAAGAGACAGCUAAGCAGACUGUGAGCUGCACAGAGUCGGAUAAGAGUCUUACCAAAAAUGAAAUGGAAAAUGUUGAAGAGAUUUUAGACAGUAAAUCCAAAAAGAGAAAGCAAAGGACUGAGGAACCAAAUACAGACACAGAAAUCCAUGAAGGCGAUGCCAGUGAUUGUCAUGAAUAUAGCAAACCAAUUAAAAAGAAAAGAAAAUUUUCUGUGAGUGAAUUAGAUACCACCAAUUGUGCACAAGAAUUAAAAUGCAAAAAAAGAAGAAAACAUGAUUAGAAAAACUAUUAUCUAUAAAAUGCCUGAGUAAACCACUGCAGAGAUACUUCCCGCCUUAAUAAAAAUGUUGGAAGGAAGGUGAUUUUAUUCUGAAGAAAAAGGAGUUUUGAUGGAACACUGUUUAUGUAGUCGUAUAACAUAAUUUGCAACUUUUUAUUUGAUUUGCAGUUGCAUAUUUGCCUUUCUUGUAUAUUUGUCAACAUUUGCAAGGGCUUAUAUCACUUGAGUAUUACAUCUGCUUGCUAUUACAAAAGCUGACUGCUGUGAUUCUGAAAUAAGACAAUGUUGGAAAUAUUUUCUGCAGCAUCUGUGCAGAGAAAUGUGAUUUAAUCUUUUAACAGUGAUCUUGCAUCAAAUUGGGUUUCAUAAUUUCAAACAAGUGAAACCCAAUUUAUUUAUAAAUUGAUUGGAACUAUGCCUUGUUGGUAAUUGAAUAAAUCUUCAUAUUUUCAUGCAGUUUAGUGACAUUCACAUAAUAAAAUCAAAGAUUGCUGUAAACAAUUGGCAGGCCAGGCAGCAUCUAUGGAACUUCAGUUCUGAUUGAUUCUUUGACCUUCUUUGACUCUGCUUCUCUACACAGAUACAGUCUAAUUCUGACUUAGUUUUUAUUUCAGAUUUCCAGCAGUUUGAUGUUCACUGAUUGUUAUACUGUUCACUUGUACAAGGUUAAAAAUGCUAUGCUGAAGCAGAUUGAUUGCCCUUUGUAAUAUUUUUACUGCAGUAAUUUUUUCUCUUACAAAUAAAAGAACACUUAGUUUUGACUGCCAGUUUAAAGUCAAGUAUUAAGAAAACAGUAUAUUAGUUUACAACUGGAGUGAAGUUCUAAAAGUACCUCAUUGUAGCCUUACAUUAUCUCUAUUUAUGAUCUGUAAAACAAGUAAUUUAUCAUCCGUAUUUUAAAGCUUCCCCUUUAAAAAUAGUUUGAGGUGGCUUCUGUUUGUUGACAUAUUAUCCAAUAGUUUUGACCAUUCUGAGCCUCAUAUUAUUGCACAUAAUAUUUAAUUAAUCUGUUUAAUUAUCUUGUUUUUCUCCAGCAUCCCACUAUUCAUGGGAUAUCUUUUUAACCUUUGUCUUUGCAGUGAGCAAAGGAAUCUUCAUUACACCUCUAAUCACUUUUACGUGAGAAUUAUUUCUCUUCUCUAUUUUUAAAGUCCUUUUAAACACUUGGUUGAAAUUAUGUGUUGUUAUUUGCUCUAUUUAUAUAUGCUCUUUCAUGUUUAGUGAAAUCAUUGAGUUAUGUACAUUGUGGCCUGUCCUCAUUUGCUGUUGAUUGCAUCCAUAUGUUCCGAGAUUUUAAGACAAGACAAACAGAACUUGCUGCAAUGUUGCUCAUAGUUGAAUACAUUGGACUGAAUAUAUUGAAUACAAAGAAUGGAGGAA
This is a messenger RNA of Hypanus sabinus (Atlantic stingray), 2730 nucleotides long. RefSeq names its product RNA polymerase I subunit F (gene polr1f). Gene Ontology annotation, cellular component: RNA polymerase I complex. The transcript has 5 exons. Gene Ontology annotation, biological process: DNA-templated transcription initiation. The record is from RefSeq and is a predicted model, not a curated record. NCBI's taxonomy places the organism in Eukaryota, Metazoa, Chordata, Chondrichthyes, Myliobatiformes, Dasyatidae. The coding region runs from base 1 to 1350 and encodes 449 amino acids.